GUUCAAUGUAUUUUGAAAUUUUAUGUAGGUAUUUUCAAUUCUGCCUGUUGUUUAUUAAAAUGAAAUAUAUUAAAUAAACAUAAUUAAGAAUGGGAGAACGUGAUCAAAUACUUGGGUACUCUACUAGAGAAGCAUUAACAAAACUACGCGACGAUAUUCGUACUGUAAUAGAGGAGCACAAACAAAAAAAAUCUAUCGGAAUUGAUAUUAUUCAUAAUGUAAUAUCAUUUUCAUCAGAGAAAGUUCUUUUGUCUGGAGUGGCCUAUACAGUUACAAUAAUAAAUAUAGUAUGUUUAAUACUAACAUAUUUGAUUGAUGGCACAGUACUCGCACAAGGAUACCUGUUGUGGGAGGCAUUGUUUUUAUUUUCUAUACUUGUUAUUAAUUUCUUCAUUGCAUUAAAUGAAGAAUAUUUAUAUAGAAAUGAAAUUCCUCAUAGAGUAGCUAAAGUGCUGGAAACAUUGGAUAAAGCUAUAGAGCAAUGUUUAUGGAAAGAAGAAUAUUAUCCGCAUCUAUGUGCUCCGUACUCACCCUGUGUAAUUCUGCAAUGGACCUACAGAGAUGGUGCCAUAGUGAAUUUACCCUGGGCUUUACUUGUGGAAGGUGAUGUAAUAGUGCUAAGACCUGGCCAAGAAGUUCCAGGUCAUUGCAAAGGCUUACAGGCAGAAGACCCGGAGAUGUUUUUUGGACAGGUUUUUACUAUUGGCUCUCAGGCCAAGGAAAACGUGAAUGUGCCCCGAUUACGUUCACCUCACCAAAACAGAGCAUAUCGGAUGUGCGAGACACCAUAUUUGAAGAAUUUGAAACUAAUAUUAGAGCAUGCUACAUCAAGGCCAGUCACCGUGUUCGAGAAACAGAGGUAUUUGUGUACAGUGAAAGUGAUGGAGGGUAUCGUGCUCCCGCUGGUCAUAGUACUGAUGGUGGUGGCCUGUUUGUUCCGCCACGUGUACCACCUGCCCGGCGUCACGCACUGGACCGAGAUAUACUUCCUGCAGACCAUCGCUGCAUCACUGCCAGUGCUGCAGAUCGUCUUCCCUGUCGCCUGGGUGACGCUUAACUGCUAUGGUCAUGCAAGGUUCAAACUACUAUCGGAGGUUCGUCAAAAGUACACUCGCCCGAAGUCCUGUUCAAUAUCAGAAGAUGCGAGCGACCCGCUCAUACAGGCUCUAAGCGAAUCAAAACUCAAGCCCCAGAAUAUUAAGACGCUGGGCAAAACGUUUUACAACAUACUGACGGGGAGGGAAGACGUGGUGACAAGAACAGCUAAUAUUGUUCAUGUAUUGGGAUCUUUAUCGGCUCUCUGCUGUGUCGAUAAAAAAGGCAUCUUAUCGUGGCCCAAUCCAACAGCUGAGAAAGUGUUUUUUCUUCGCAACUCAAGUCCAACUUCAAACACCUCGAGUAAGAUUAGUCUUGUUGGUUCCAUGGGCCAUCAGAGUCAGACAACUCUCGAACAGUCUGGGGAUAAGCUGAAUCCUGAAACAUCCACUAUUGUUGAGGUCCUUGAUCUCACGCACGACCAGAACGCGCCGUUCCGCGUGGAGUUCGACGAGCAGCGCUGGCGACGCCACCUGGCGCGUCUCAAGCCGUUGGGAUUGGCGGCGCUGCUCAACACAUGCGCGCCCGCACCGCGCCACACGUACGCACACUUCUGCGCACACCUCACGUGUCAGGCGCACCAAAGCGAAGACAUGGUGCCGGUGACGAAUCGGCGCUGUCUGUGCGAGCUCGCGAAACAGAUCGGCUUUACAGACUCCGUCGCGGACUCGUAUACCGUGCACGAGUGCUUAGCUGUCUUCAGGCAUUUGCAACCGGAGACGAUACGUCGCGAGACGCGGUUUGUCCGCGCUAUCCACCUGAGCACGCGUGUGAAGGUGCCCUUGCCGCACAUGCUCGCCGUCAUCGUGAAGGAUCAGGCGAGCCAGCUGCAGAUGUUGACUCAGGGAACUGGUGACAUUAUACUUGACUCCUGCGUGGACUAUUGGAAUGGCAAGGACCUCACGCCCAUUUCACCUUCGGAUAGGAAGAAAAUUAUUGACUUCUACCAGCGAAACUCACUCACUGCAUAUUGCACAGCUUUCGCCUACAAGCCCCUUACGCGCGGCAUCACAUCCGCAUUGGCACAGUACUACCUAGAGCUGCCUGCCGACCGCCACGUGUUCACGCCGCAAUCACAGUCUUGGGCCGACGCUCCCGCUCUGCACUUCCAUUCCACUGAUUCAUUAUUAUUCAACGAGGUGACGGACGAUGACGUCACUGAUGCUGAAGGAUAUUUCGACCUGCAGUGUAAUCAGGUUUUCAUUGGUAUGGUGACGAUGCAGUACCAAGCUCAGAGCGACAUGGUGGAGCUCAUAGAGAGGCUGGAGCGAGCCUGCAUACGCUUCGUGCACUUCAGCAAGGAGAAUGAGCUCAGAUCUCGUGUAUUCAGUGAAAAGAUGGGUUUGGAAUCCGGCUGGAACUGCCACAUAUCCCUUAUGGCACAAUCGCAAGAUAGCAAGCCGAACUCGCCGCUUUCGUCGCAAACGCUGAUCCGCGACCGUCCUAACACCGCAACGAUCAAUAGGCCCGAUACGGGUGACAACUUACUCUUUAGUGGUAAUAUGACGUCAUCGAAGGCUCUAUCCAUGUCGGCCCCUGGUGCCAUCAACCUGGAGCAAGGUACUGUCAAGUUUGACAAUGAGGUCAAGAAGACCAGGCAUUCCAUCACAACGCAGAAUACGCACGUAGAACGGAAUAGUAUGGAGGGGCGGGAGUCCUCUCGUGAUUCGGUGCUGGAUGCGGGCAGCGAAUCUCCCAACGACGGGUGUCGCUCGCUCUCCUGUCUCACCGACUCCACCGACCAUUCUGCACCGCUGCACUUCGACAUGAGUAACCGGGCAAAGCUGCCACGCGGCAUCGAGAACAUUCGGCCGCACAUAGAGCAGGUUGACAACGUGCCGCUUCUGGUGUCGCUUUUUACGGACUGCACGCCGAGCUCUGUUCGCACCAUGAUCCAGAUCAUGCAGGAUUACGGUGAAGUGGUCUGUGUAAUGGGCUCGUCAGCUAAUUGCCUCAACAUGGAGAUAUUUAUGCAGGCUGAUGCAAGCGUAGCGUUGGAGCCCUUGUACCCGGUGCUGUGUCAGAAGAUGCCGCCCUACCGAGUGCCGCAGGACUGCAUAGGACCCAUAGAUAUGGCGCGCGCUCUCAACUCCAUACCGUGCUCGCUCUCGUUGAAUACUAAAUGGCAACACCAUCCUCUAACCAACUAUAGCAGUCCUCAGAUGUCCCGCGAGACGGACGUGUCUAUGUUCGCGUUGAUCACCAUGUCGCGGCAGUUCACCGAGUGCCUCUGGAACUGCACUCAGUUCUGGAUGUGCAGUGCUUGUUUUAUAUCACUUCUGCAGGUGGGAUCCCUGUACGGGUUUCUGCCGCUGGCGCUGAGUCCAGGCGGCGCGAUGUGGAGCGGCGUGGUGACGGUGCCAACCCUGGGCACUGCGCUCGCUUUCGACCUGCACCCGCACGUGAUGCACCGCGCUCGCACCGCACGACAUCCGCGCCCGCUGGACGCGCAGAUGGCGCUGUUCGUGUUUUGGUGCUACGCGUGCAAGUUCCUACCCUCAAUAGUAUCAAUCUUGGUGCUGUACGGGUUCACGUUGAGAAGUUUCUGCGAGCAAAUAUCAGAGAGCACUAAAGCAACCAGUUGCUGGCUCGUGUAUCCUGUGAACGUCGGCAAUUAUAGCCAAGAGUAUGACCUCACGCUCAGGAGCUUCCACGGAUGGGGUGAUGUCUUCUACGAUGGAUUCUAUCUGGCGCAACAUAUCAUUCUCGCUUUAGUCACAAUACAUCUGAUUGUUAUAUCAAUAUCAUUCAUACACAGACACAGUUCUCUAUGGCAUAAGGGUUUCUGGACGAACAGGGUGUGGUCUGUGGCUGUUGUUGUAUUGAUAGUGGUUCAGACCGUGUUUAGCUCAACAAUGGUAAGCGGGCAAACGAGUGCGUGCGGACCAUGGGCGUGCCCGCAGUACCACGUGCCGUGGCCGCUGCUACUGAUUUACGUGCUGUCGCCGCUGCUAGUGCUGGCUCUCAACGAACUUAUCAAGUACUUUGAGAUCAAAGUGGAUGCGCGAGACCAGCGUCGUGCAAGAUUGGACUUCGGUACCAAAUUAGGAAUGAAUUCACCGUUCUAGGGAAAGGAGUAAUCUAGUCAAUUACGCUUUAUAUCAUAGUAUUAAUUUGUAGUUGUAAGAAACAUUGCUGAUGCCAAAUUGAUUAUGAAAUAGUAUUUGUAGAAAUCAUAUCAUUUUAAAGAAUUGACUUUCAUAUAUUUUUAUAAUUUACAAUAAUAUACUUAAGAAUCAAUAACAUUAAAUAUUUAAGAAUACAAUUUGAACCAUACUAUUAUGAAAACAGACUUUUUAGUCUCAUUUCGUAAUUGCAUACAGAUUUAAAAAGGUUUGAUUUUUAAUUCACUUCCUGAAAUUCAGAUCAAUAUGAAAUCUCUUUCUAAAUUUGUCGCUCAUGUUAUAAUAUAUUUUAAAAGUUUAAAUUUAAGGUACUUUAAUACUAACAGUCAGUGAAUUUGUAGAAAUGCACAAUUUGAGUUACCCGUCCCCCGCUAUGUCAUUUUCUCGAAACUAAACCUACUUUUAUAAUAAAUAUGUUCCUAAAAUAUAAUACAUAGUUUCGAGUCAGUGCAUUUUAAAACUAAACUAGGCCUAAGAUUAAAUAAUGUGACAAAACACUUUU
Leptidea sinapis is the source of this 4722-nucleotide messenger RNA. RefSeq names its product transmembrane protein 94. NCBI's taxonomy places the organism in Eukaryota, Metazoa, Arthropoda, Insecta, Lepidoptera, Pieridae. The transcript has 29 exons. The coding region runs from base 90 to 4163 and encodes 1357 amino acids. The record is from RefSeq and is a predicted model, not a curated record. Gene Ontology annotation, molecular function: nucleotide binding.